This is a messenger RNA of Penicillium verrucosum, 894 nucleotides long. Its product is annotated as SDR family NAD(P)-dependent oxidoreductase. Gene Ontology annotation, molecular function: oxidoreductase activity. Lineage: Eukaryota; Fungi; Ascomycota; Eurotiomycetes; Eurotiales; Aspergillaceae. The transcript has 2 exons. Bases 1 to 894 code for a protein of 297 amino acids. The record is from RefSeq and is a predicted model, not a curated record.
AUGGCAACCAGUGAAAGUAACCAAAGCUUUAAGCUGGAAAACCUGUUCAAUGUGAAAGACAAAGUGGCCCUCAUCACAGGCGGCGGCUCAGGAAUAGGCCUAAUGGCCGCGCAAGCGUUAGCCGUGAACGGCGCCAAAGUAUACAUAACCGGACGCACAGAAUCGAAACUCAACCGCGUAGCCACACUCUAUGACAAGGGCGAGAUAAGCGGCAAAAUAAUCCCGCUCCCAGCCGACGUAACGAAAAAAGACGAGAUCAGAAAACUAGUCUCGGAGAUCUCCACGCGCGAAGGCCACCUCUCAAUCCUAAUGAACAAUGCCGGAAUAUCGGGCGAAACGCAAAAGACCGAAGCGGAAGACGUAACCGAGCUCCGCGAGUCCCUCUUCGACGAUCCAUCCGCGACAUUCGACGAAUGGGAUGAUGUGUUCCGCACGAACGUCUCGCAGAUCUUCUUCAUGACGACGGCAUUUCUGCCGCUGCUGCAGCGCGGCUCGGAGGUCGAACGUGGCUGGUCUAGCACCGUGAUCAACACGAGUUCUAUCUCGGGGAUCGUGAAGGUCUCGCAGCAUCAUUUUGCGUAUAAUGCCUCGAAGGCGGCGGCGAUUCAUUUGACGAAGAUGCUUGCGCACGAGGUUAGUUCGUCCAAACUGCGGGUUAGGGUUAAUCAUAUUGCGCCGGGGGUUUUUCCUAGUGAGAUGACUGCUGGGGAGAGUGAUUAUAUGCAGAAGAGUUAUAUCCCGGCUGAAAAGUAUCGGGAGAAGGUUCCUGCUGCUAGGCCUGGGAAGGAUGAGGAUAUGGGUAGUGCUGUGCUUUUUGCAGUUUGUAAUCAGUACUUGAAUGGGCAGAGUGUUGUUGUUGAUGGGGGGUAUAUUCUUGCUGCUGGGUCUGUGUGA